CACUUUGCUUUCCAUUCCUCAUGACUUUUGCAUGCCUACAAUUUCAGACAUUGUUUCAUGCUUGAAACAUUGUCGACCUCAACUGAGGCUGCAGAAUAGAUGGAGAAGGCACUCUCUAUUUGUAGACCUACCAUGUGACAUCCUGUUUUGGAUUAUUGCUCAUUGACACCACUUAGUUCAUGGCACAAGGUUUUGCUUUUAUCUACAUGGAGGAUGAGAGAGAUGCUGAGGAUGCUAUCCGUGCACUAGACCGGAGAGAAUUUGGCCGAAAGGGCCGCAGACUACGUGUUGAGUGGACCAAACAAGAGCGUGGCAUUAGAAGACCAGGUGGUGGUGGUGGUGGAGUUGGAGGUGGAGGUGGUUCAAGGAGAUCCUCUACUAAUACAAGGCCUUCAAAGACUUUAUUUAUUAUCAACUUUGAUCCAUAUCAUACUAGGACGAGGGAUUUGGAGAGGCACUUCGAUCCUUAUGGUAAGAUAUUGAGUGUAAGGAUUCGAAGGAAUUUCGCAUUUGUCCAGUAUGAAUUGCAGGAGGAUGCCACUAGAGCAUUGGAGCUUACAAACAUGAGCAAAUUGAUGGAUCGAGUGAUUUCGGUGGAAUAUGCUGUUCGAGAUGAUGACGAGAAAAGAAAUGGGUACAGUCCUGAUAGGAAUCGUGAUAGAUCUCCUGACAGAAAGCGGCGAUCCCCAAGUCCCUAUAGAAGAGAGCGAGGAAGCCCUGAUUACGGCAAUGGUAUUACCCGCAGUCCAUACAGGAGACAAAGGGCCAGUCCUGAUUAUGGCAGUCGUCGUAGCCCAAGUCCUUAUCAGAGAAACAGGGGCUCUCCUGAUUAUGGCCGUGGUCGUAGCCCCAAUCAUAGUCCUUAUAGACGGGAGAGAGAGAGAUCAAGUGACCAUGUUAGGCCCCCUAGCCAUAGUCCCCAUCCUCAUCAGAGGGAAAGAGCAAACGAUGACCGAGUCCACAACCGAAGUCGCAGUCCUUACGGGAGAGAAAGGGGGAGCCCUACUGAUGGACGUGGCUCCAGCUAUAGUCCUCCUCGUGAUAGAGAGAGGUCAAACCCGGACAAUGGUCACGAGCAGCGGCUAAAUACAGCCGCAGAACCUGGGGAUAGCCCCAAUUAUGGUGGGACUCAGAGCCCAAAGCAUCGGGGAUAUAACAGCCCCCAAGCAGAGGAAUGAUGAUCCACAAAAUGAAGUGAUGUUGCUCUCAAUUUGCUCCAGACCAUAUCUAGAUGUAUAAUCAGCAUCUGCACUGCCGCUAAACAUGUACUGUAAGGAUAAUGUUCUGUGAUUUCUGUAUGGUUCUAUCUAUUCUAAGGAUAUGGUGUUAGUUACUAGGGGUUUAAGUUAGCUAUCAGAAUACUUGGCACCUCUGAUUAUCCGUAUUUGACAGACAGUCUUUAUUAACGUUGCUUCUUUUUGCAGUUCUUAACAGUUAAAAUGAAACAUGUUUGUUGUGGAACU
Molecule: messenger RNA, 1463 nt
Organism: Momordica charantia (bitter melon)
Lineage: Eukaryota; Viridiplantae; Streptophyta; Magnoliopsida; Cucurbitales; Cucurbitaceae
Source: RefSeq, a predicted model, not a curated record